Habropoda laboriosa is the source of this 1550-nucleotide messenger RNA. RefSeq names its product 60S ribosomal protein L4 (gene RpL4). The record is from RefSeq and is a predicted model, not a curated record. Gene Ontology annotation, cellular component: cytosolic large ribosomal subunit; ribosome. The transcript has 7 exons. NCBI's taxonomy places the organism in Eukaryota, Metazoa, Arthropoda, Insecta, Hymenoptera, Apidae. Gene Ontology annotation, molecular function: RNA binding; structural constituent of ribosome. Gene Ontology annotation, biological process: translation.
UCUUCCUUUAUGACCAGAUCGGGCGAGUAGGCUUCCUGGUUAGUUCAUUUCUGAUGCAUGAAAAGCUAUAAAAAGAACGCGAGAUGUCGUUAUCAACGGCGCGACCAUUAGUUACGGUCUACACCGAUAAAAAUGAAUCAUCGGGCGAAUCAAUUUCUCUGCCAGCUGUGUUCAAAGCACCAAUUCGGCCUGAUAUCGUAAAUUUUGUUCAUCAACAAGUUUCGAUGUUUACUUUUCGUUUUUUCAAGAACUAAUACGCAAUUAUUAAAUGUAGGUUUCUUUUAUUAGGUCACCAAACCUCCGCUGAAUCAUGGGGUACGGGUCGUGCUGUAGCUCGUAUUCCCCGUGUACGCGGUGGUGGUACGCAUCGUUCCGGCCAGGGUGCAUUUGGUAACAUGUGUAGAGGUGGACGCAUGUUUGCACCAACAAAGCCCUGGAGACGUUGGCAUCGUAAAAUUAAUGUCAACCAGAAAAGAUAUGCUCUGGUAUCUGCCAUUGCUGCAUCUGGUGUUCCAGCCCUUGUACAAUCUAAGGGUCACAUGAUCCAAGAAGUUCCAGAAUUCCCUUUGGUAGUAUCAGACAAAAUUCAAGAGUAUAACAAAACCAAACAAGCUGUUAUCUUUUUGAGACGUAUCAAGGCAUGGAAUGAUAUUCAAAAAGUGUACAAGUCUCAACGUUUCCGUGCUGGUAAGGGUAAAAUGCGUAACCGCAGACGCAUUCAACGUCGUGGACCUCUGAUUGUAUACGGUCAGGACCAGGGUAUUCGCAAAGCUUUCCGUAACAUUCCCGGUGUUGAUCUUAUGAAUAUCAACAAAAUGAACCUCCUAAAAUUGGCACCUGGUGGUCAUGUUGGACGAUUUGUAAUCUGGACAAAAUCCGCUUUCGAUAAAUUGGAUGCCCUCUACGGAACCUGGCGCAAAGAAUCUCAGCUUAAAGCUGACUACAACUUACCCUUCCCCAAGAUGGCCAACACGGAUCUGUCAAGACUUCUGAAAGCCGAAGAAAUCCGCAAAGUUCUGAGAGCACCGAGGAAGAAGGUUGUGCGCAGUAUCAAGAAACUGAACCCACUGACUAACACGCGCGCGAUGUUGCGUCUCAACCCGUACGCCGCUGUUCUGAAACGUGCUGCGAUCUUGACAGCAAAGAAACGUCAACAAGACAGGGAAGUUCUUCUUGCAGAGAAGCGUGGAAUCCAACUGCCAAAGAGUACACCAGCAGUAAAGACCAAGUUGCUUCUGGAGAGACGUAGAAAACAGAAGUUGGCCUCGAAGGCAGUUAAGGUUAAAAAACCACCAACAGCGAAGAAGGCAACACCAGCACCCGUAGCUAAACCUGCGAAAGCAACCAAAAAACCGAAGAAAGUGGCGAAGAGUGCAGAAGCAAAGGCUGCAGCACCAACAACAGCAGCACCAGCACCAACACCAACAACACCAGCAGCACCAGCACCCGCAGCACCAGCACCCGCCAAGAAGUAACAAGUUUCUAUCAACAAUUCGUUGUUGAUCCACAAACUUUAUUUGUUAUAAAUAAACUAUGGGAAGACAACUCGA